This is a messenger RNA of Staurois parvus, 386 nucleotides long. Lineage: Eukaryota; Metazoa; Chordata; Amphibia; Anura; Ranidae. The record is from the annotation of a GenBank genome assembly.
AGAGAGGGAUGGAGGACACUGAGUGGAGGCCAGUGGAGGGAUUGGCAGAGAGGGGUGGAGGACACUGAAUGGAGGUCAGUGGAGGGAUUGGCAGAGAGGGGGUGGAGGACACUGAGUGGAGGCCAGUGGAGGGAUUGGCAGAGAGGGGUGGAGGACACUGAAUGGAGGUCAGUGGAGGGAUUGGCAGAGAGGGGUGGAGGACACUGAAUGGAGGUCAGUGGAGGGAUUGGCAGAGAGGGGUGGAGGACACAGAAUGGAGGCCAGUGAAGGGAUUGGCAGAGAGGGGUGGAGGACACUGAAUGGAAGCCAGUGAAGGGAUUGGCAGAGAGGGGCAGCAGCCGCUGAUCGGUUGACCAGUGAGGAGGGAGUUGCAAUAAUGGAGGCGG